AAAAGUAAUGUGUUAUAUCUGAAAUAAUAAUGUUUCAUAGUAUGUAUAUAAACUCUAUAGAACUUAUAACUGUUGAUAUAUUCAUUCCAGUAAAUACUAAAUUAACAGAACUAUACAUUAUACAUUAAUUACAUACUUUUACAAAUUUACAAGUAUAACAAAAACUCAAAUUAAAUGAAAUUAACAAAACAACAUACUCUUUAAUUACAUUACUGCUUCAUUUGGACUGAAUGUCUAAUAUUUUAUCUCGGCAUACAUGAAGAAAUACAUGUAAAAUGCUUCCAUCAUAAAUCUAUUACAAAUAAAGUAAUAGAAAAUAUGGAGAUCAUUACAGGGUUAUAAAAUCUUUCAGUAUUUAUUAUUUGAUCAGUACUUUUAAUCCAUUACUGAAAUAUGGCUGCAAUUAUGGUUUCACUAAUCUUUGAUGUCUACAUAUCUGAUAAAUGAAUGCUUUGAAAUAUCAAAUACUGUUCACUUGUUACAUAGAAUAUGAGCAAAAGAAAGAUAUUAAAUAAUGCUUAUGUAAUACUUAAAAGAAUUCUCAAUAGUAUUGGAAAUUUAUAAAGCAAAAAUUCAACAUGGUACAUAAAGAAAAACCACUGGUAAAAGACAUGUUAGAAGAACGGAAGCACAGAACAUAUUAUCAAGAAACAGAUAAAACUUACAUGAAGCAACUGGUACGAUAUACAAUAGCAGAAGAUACCAAUGCAUGUCCUCGAUGGUAUCAAGACUUUUCUAUUGAACAAAUGAAGAAUCUAAUAAUGUUACAAUGUCUCAUGCAUCAGGACUGUGAAGAAACAGUGAUAGGACGUACUCAAAGAUCACUUUUGUCAAUAGGAAUUGUAUCUACAUUUUUUACUCUUCCACCAGAUGUUCUUAAAAAAUUACAAGAAUUUACUAAUUGUAAUGUAAUAGAAUUUUUGAGAGAGACCUAUAAAAUAUUAACAGGGAAUUAUUUUGAAGAAGAAAAAUAUAAAGAAUUCUAUGGUUGCAAUGAAAGAAUAAUUUUAUCAGCUAUUGCAUUUUUAACUUUGCCAGAAACUGUUGUAGAACUACACAAAAGAUUACCUCCUGUGAUAAUGCCAGAAUUACCUCCUAAACCUACACUAUCUGUACCACCACCGAGGCAAAAAAUGGAUUCUCCUUAUGAAGAGAAUCUCUUUGUACGUCCAGAUUGGGCAUCCUACUUAAAUCAGUUACAAUAUUGGCAACAACAGUAUCAAUUAUUACCAUUACCAAAAGUAAUAUUACCACCUAAAGAUUGUGUUCUAACAAAUUACAAAAAAACCAGAGAUGAUGAAUACAGCCAAUUCAAUGUCUUUAAAUAUGAUCCUCAAGAAAUGCAAAAGCCUAAUGUUUUAAUGAGAAGAAAACAAAAUGUGAACACUUCCACUAACACAGAAUCGAAGUAUGGUACUCCAAUUAAAGUAAAAACAGAUGAUAUUAAUGAUUCUGCUAAUAAUCCUAAUAUAGUGGAAGAAAAUGUUAUGUCAGUUAAUGUUCCUAUUAACACUACUGCAGUGCAACAAACUAAAAGAGUUAGAGAAGAAAACGAUAGUAUAGAUAGUACAAGUGAAGAGUCGGAACAAGGAAGCAUAGAAGAUGAUACAGUAAAUAACACAGGCUAUAAUGAGAAAGUAGCUACUCUAGAUGUUCCACCAUUAUAUGGAGGAAACAGAUUAUUUGAUUUUACAAUCAAUGGAAUUUGUGAAAAAUCAGGACCAGUACAGUACAAACUAUGUGGAGUACUACAACCGCCUCGGCCAAAUAGAAAAUCUUGGCUAGGUGAGAAACAUGCGCAUUAUAUAAUAUCUGGAGCUGCCGACGAUCCACCAACUUGUCCCAUAACAUAUGAAAUGACUGGUGUUGCAAAUGUAACGCCAACUAAUAGUGAUGAAAGGUUUUUAGCUGUACUAAAAUUAGGAGAUGGACCAAAAAAGAUUUAUCCGAGCGGUAGAAAGAAUUUAUCUCGACAUUGGCAAGAAUGGUUACAAAAUGUGGAUGAAGAAUUUCGAAAAGUGGAGAGAGAAGCAAACAAAAUGAUAAAAGAUAUAGAAGCUAUAACAAAACUGGUAUUUCCAAAACCUACGUGUGACAGUUGUUGUUCUUGUAGACAAACUAGAAAAUCGUACCUGAAAGCAAAAGAAACAAAAGCACCUUAUUUUGUGAUAGAUACAAUAACUGAAGAUGAUAAUAAAAACAAAUACAUCAUAGGAUCUAUGGCACUGCAUUCCCCAGCGCCUACUCCUCCAGAAUCAACAACAAAUUUGCUAGAAAUUAUAGCCUCAGAAGAUGUUCUUACUUCAAAUCUUGUUAUAAAUGGUGUCACAAACGAAGAAGGUGAAACACAAUACUUUAUAUCGGGUACUAGAGAAGAUGUCGUACGUGUACCACGUCGAAUCGUCGAACGUCCACCACCUCCACCACCUAGAAAUGUUCCAUCAUGUGUUUGUGCGAUUCAACAAAUAUUUAAUAAAGACAUAACUCCAACGUUGAGUCAAGACAAUAUACCAUGGACAAAACAAGAUGGUUUAUGCUUUGGAAAAAAAUUCAGACCCGACGAAGCUGGUGCAUAUUCUUGUAAAAAGUAUCCUGGUGAUAAAUCAUGCAGAAGAAAUCCAUUUAGGAGAGAAAUAAUUAACCAAAGACAGAGAGCUGAGAGAGCAAAACAAGAAAAGGAGAAAGAUUUUUCCAAGAAAAAAAUGUAUAGUAUCGCAGAUUUUAAACCGUGCGGAGAUGAACAUGGUAUGGGUAUAUGCGGAGGUCCUUGGGGUGCUGUGCAUACUUUAACUGCAGAAGAAUUGGCAGAAGAAGAAAGGUUACGGAAGGAAAUACUAAGAGGUCCUCCAUGCGGAACAAGACCUGGGCGAGCUGUCUGUGAGGGGCCAUUUGGAAAAAGAAUCUCGAUAAAACCGCAAAAGAGGAUUGAAAUCGAAGAUGAAAUUCCAGGAGAAGAAGAUCUAGACGAAGAGGAAAUUGAAGAAGAAGAAGAGGAAGAGAAAAUGAAAGAACCUCCAGUUAAGAAAGAAAAAGAAAAGAAACGGCAGAAGGAAUGCUACACAAGUCCAGAAUCAAUAGCAGCAAAGAAACAAGUAAUGGAAAAAAAGGUCAAAAAAUUCAUUCCGGAUCCCACCUAUCCUGGUUACGAUGAUCCAUGGAAUGUAUUUCGUACAGCACCAUCAGAAAAAGAAUCAGAAACAAAUUUUAAAGAGUUAUUAAAGCUCAGUUCUCCAAAACCACCGGCAACGCCUGUACAAUCUAAAGUAACGUUAAGUGAAAGCAAAUAUAUUUCAAGUGUAUCGCAGAAACCUAUUUCAGAUUCAAAUAUAAAAAAAGAUACUUCCAAAGUUGUUAGAAAGUCGGUACCCGUAAAAUCCAAAAGCAGUCAGGAAGUAGUUAAAAAAAAAUCAGUGUCGACCGUCAAGAGAGGAACUCAAAUUGAAAUGAAAAAGGCAUCUAAAGAAACACUACGGAGUGCUAAAUUAGAUGAAAAGACAGACCGUAAACUUGCUAAACCAACAAAGGAUAAACACGAUUAUAGAAAGAUAAGUACUAAAACUAUGUCUGUUAAACAUUUAAAAAAAGGAAAUCACGUAAGGAAAUCAUCUAAACCGACUGUUGAGAAUCCAAAAUUAAAAUCCAAACGUGAAAAACCAACUGCAGUCAAAGAAGCUUCAAGUGUUAAAUUUAACAUUAAAACUAAAAAAAAAGAGGAAAUGUUAGAAAGUCCAAAAAUUAGUAAAUCAAAAAAAUCUGAAAGAAAAUUAAGUAAUUCUGGAAAUAUCAAACGAAGUAAAGUAGAAAAAGCGAAACGCUUAAGUAAUAAAUCAAUUGUGCCACCAAGUGUUGCUAGAAGAGAAACAGCUAAAUCAUUUAGUGAAAAGAAAAGGCCUAUAAAACAAGAUAAAAGAAAAGAUACACAAACUAUUCAACAUGAGGAUUCUGAUAUCUUUAGAAGGAAUCAGAUAGAAAAUUUGAAGAGCAUGUUAAAAUCUUCUGAUCUUUAUCCUUAUGAUGUUAAACCAGUAGAUCUUCCAGAAGAACCUAAAGCAAAAUGUCAACCAGAAUAUGAAUACACAGAAACUGUAGAUGAUUCUGCAAAGGUUGAUGAAGAUGCAGACAAGCAAUUACCGAGUAAAGGUCCUUGCGGUUGGAGAACAAAAUCAGAACAAAAACUGCCAACGAAAAAGACUUUAGUUCACCUUACUGAACCUGACUACCCUCCACAAACAGUACCAGUACGGCCAGGGGGCAAGCCAUGUCUUUGCCGUGAAAAUAGAGCAAAGAAAAAGAUACUAAAGUAUAAUAUUGGAGGAGUUCUAGAUAAAAAAAAAGAUGACGAGGGGAAGAAGUUAUUCAGGAAAAAGAAAGAUGAAGAUGACAAACAAAUGCAAGUUAUAGAUGGUCUAAUUUAUUAUACUCCACCUCCAAGUCCACGUAGGAGCGACGAAUACGUACCUGAAUAUGAUCUCUAUAAAUCUCCGUAUGAUAUGUGCCUUACACAACGUAAAGAUAGGGGUCUUAAAUUUAUCGAACGGUAUAGUAGACCUCAAAUAUCAGAAGGGCCAAAAAAUCAAGACUCUUGUGGAUGUAACGAAUUUAUUGAUACAUACGGUAUUCAAACAACAAUAGAUCAAAAGAAUGAAGAAUUUGAUAAAAUUAGAGAAGAAUUCGUGAAUGCGAAACCACCAAAAGAACGUUGGAAAUUAGCAGUUAACGACGUAGGAUUAAUCGACUAUUUUACAAGAUGCCGGGACAGUAUGCCUUGUUGGCUCAAAUGUGCUCAAUUUAAUAAAGUAGGCUGUCCUUUGCCACUCCCAAAACUCCAAACCAUAAGACCAGUUUGCGAAUGUAAAUAUGAAAGAAAAAUAUUAGAAAAUAACGAGGAGAAACAAAGAUGGAAAGAACGUCGAAAGAAACUGAAAUCCCUUAAAAAAGAACCGUUUAAGAAUGUCACGGACAUUUCAAAGCCAAUAGUAGCAAAUACCAAAUUAGUAAUAUCAGAUGUAAAAAGAAUUCCAAGAGAAAAUGAAUACAUAGAUGAUAUUAAGUAUUGUAUAACCGGUGUCGCUGAAAAUUAUUCUGAGUUACCACCCACACAAGUAGUAGGUGGCAUACAUAUGUCUACACCCAUUCAAACACCUGAGCCAAGCGAGGAGAAAUUACCAUGCGUUUGUUCACAUAAACAUUGGUCAGCUGUAAGUGUACCUCCUGGGCCAUUACCAAAACCAGAAGAAAUUUUACUUGCAGAUAAAAAACGUAGACAGGAAGCUGUAAUAGAAGCAUUCAAACAAAUUUAUGCUCCUCAAGAAGUGUACGAUACACAUGAUGGACAUAGUUGUAAGGAACCUUGUAUACCAGAUUCUGACGAUAAUGAUUUAGUAUCAAUGCAGAGCAGGGGUAACAUUGGAAUGAGAAGUAGAUUGAUGAGUCAGAAACAACGGCGGUCAGAAUUAAAAAAUACAGAUAAGAGAAAAAAGUUAAGCACAGUACAGAAAACUACUGAACGUGCAAUAAAGAGCUCGCGCAAAGAAACAAGAACUGUUAAAAAUGAAGGAAAUAGUCAAAAAUAUUCGCCAAAUCCUCAAACAUAUGAGUACCAAAAUAUUAUUCAGUCACAAAAAGAGUCUACUGAUUCCAAUAUGGAAGAUGUAGAUAUUUCUGAUGAAAAUAUUGAAGACGAUAUUUUCGAUACAGGAGAUCCUUUCAUGAUCGUAGUACAAGUUGAAUUGAAAAAAAUGGCAUCGGAAGGAUUUUUAUUUGCAAAAUUACCAGAAUGCUUUUUUAUGCCACAGUUGCAAUAUUGGUUAAUGUAUAGAAAAGGAUUUUCUCUUAGUGAUGCGGAUAAACACAAAUCUGUAACUGAAACUACUCUCACAUGGAACAUGCUGGAUACAAAAAGGUUGCCUAAAAUUAAACCACCUCCGAUAGAACUAGAAAAACAUGAAAUUCAUAAAUUAACUUAUGAUAGUGCAAAGAAAAUGAAAGAAAAAAUCGCAUUGAAAAAGCAGAUAUUCUAUAAUGAAGUUCGUAACCAUCGUGUCUUAUACGCGCGACUAAUGUGGAAUACAAUGGAGUACGGAAAAUUCCCAUCAACAUCGUUUAAACAAGCAUAUUUUACUUACAUGUCUAGUAAAGAAACCGAUGGUCAUGUUUUUAAACCAUGGCUUCCUUGUGAAGCAAAAGACAUGAGCUAAAAACGUGUUUUAUUUGAAUGUAAUAAUUGGCGCC
This is a messenger RNA of Megachile rotundata (alfalfa leafcutting bee), 6231 nucleotides long. RefSeq lists its product as uncharacterized. The record is from RefSeq and is a predicted model, not a curated record. NCBI's taxonomy places the organism in Eukaryota, Metazoa, Arthropoda, Insecta, Hymenoptera, Megachilidae.